Messenger RNA from Alternaria ethzedia, 354 nucleotides. RefSeq lists its product as uncharacterized. Gene Ontology annotation, biological process: response to oxidative stress; mitochondrial respiratory chain complex I assembly. The record is from RefSeq and is a predicted model, not a curated record. Lineage: Eukaryota; Fungi; Ascomycota; Dothideomycetes; Pleosporales; Pleosporaceae. Gene Ontology annotation, cellular component: membrane. The transcript is spliced from 6 exons. The coding region runs from base 1 to 354 and encodes 117 amino acids.
AUGUCGACGCUCAUGAGAACGCUGCGCAACCUGCGCCGAGUUGGACUUAAGGAAUAUGGCCACCAAAUGGCGGACAAGUACGGCAACAAGUACUUUGAGAACUUGGAGGAGGAGCUUCCUCUCCGAACCCGCUGGGUCGACUACAAGGACCAUGAGUUCGAUCCGCACGCCUGGAUGUCAUACAUGGUCGACAAGUCACCAGCGGCAGACCCGCUUCUGCAGCGCCAGGUCCGCGUCUGGGAGCCAAAGGAGCACAGGCCGACUCUCACAUGGACCCGCUCGGGAUACAAGCCUUACAACACUGUCAAGCCCAAGUACUCUCCCUGGACACCCGUCGCCAAGGCUCGACAGUAG